Molecule: messenger RNA, 495 nt
Organism: Meloidogyne enterolobii
Lineage: Eukaryota; Metazoa; Nematoda; Chromadorea; Rhabditida; Meloidogynidae
Source: the annotation of a GenBank genome assembly
AUGAUAAAGAAAUGCCGAGAAACCUUUCCGCAUUGCCAGGUUUUUUGUUUCCAUAAAUUACUAACGUCCUUAUUAGAAGCCGAAGGGAAGAAAGUAUUUUGGGUAGAUGCAACAUUCAAAGCUGUAGAUUUGAAUCUAAAUAUUAGUAAUGUUCCUGAAUGUAUCACAUGGCAACGAUUUUGGAAGGCGAAAGAUAAUUCAAGCAAUAUAGAGAAAUUUCGAUUGUUAAAGAUUGGGAAUCAGACGGUGACUGGAAGGUCUAUCAAUGAAUUGGUUGAGUAUGAAGUUUUGGAGAAAGGAGAUCGACUUUUGAGUUUGAUUCCUUCUUCUGUAGCUGAUGAACUCUUUGAUAAUCAAAACUUCGAGGCAAUUGGUAUAUUAUGGCAAGAGAUAUGUGGUGAACACGAGCGCGAUUUUUUCUAUACAUCGCCAGAAGAUGCCAAAGGGAUAGGAGUUGACAAUGAUUCUAUUAUUUGCGAACCAUUCAGGGUAUGA